Molecule: messenger RNA, 6127 nt
Organism: Condylura cristata (star-nosed mole)
Lineage: Eukaryota; Metazoa; Chordata; Mammalia; Eulipotyphla; Talpidae
Gene: PHKA1
Product: phosphorylase kinase, alpha 1 (muscle)
Exons: 31
Coding region: 342-3836 (1164 amino acids)
Biological process (GO): glycogen metabolic process
Cellular component (GO): phosphorylase kinase complex
Molecular function (GO): calmodulin binding
Source: RefSeq, a predicted model, not a curated record
UGGCGACCGAGGCUCCGGGCCGCGGCAGCUCUAGGGGUUGAGCGGAGGAUGUAGCCGCCCCUCGCGGCGACUCGACGGGUGUAGGCACGCGGGGAGCAGCGGCCGGCGCCACUUCGGGGCCUCGGACGGCGGCGGUCGAGCUCUCGCGGGCGGGGAGAAGGUCCCGAGGCCCCUGUUGCCUGGACGGCGGCCCCAGGCCCGAGUGGUGGGAGGACUCCACCGGCCCGGGUUCUCGGGGUUUCCACUGGCGGUAGCGCUGCGCUGGCGCCUCCGUCCUUGGAAGACCGAGGGCCCCAGUGGUCCCCAGCUCAUUUCUCUGGAGGGGCUGUAAACGUGGCGCCAUGAGGAGCCGCAGUAACUCCGGGGUCCGACUGGACAGCUACGCUAGGCUAGUGCACCAGACCAUCCUGUGCCAUCAAAAUCCAGUGACUGGCUUGCUUCCAGCUAGCUAUGAUCAGAAAGAUGCCUGGGUCCGGGAUAAUGUGUACAGCAUCUUGGCUGUGUGGGGUUUGGGCCUGGCCUAUCGGAAGAAUGCCGACAGGGAUGAGGAUAAGGCAAAGGCCUAUGAAUUGGAGCAGAGUGUAGUGAAGCUGAUGAGGGGAUUGCUGCACUGCAUGAUCAGACAGGUGGACAAAGUAGAAUCCUUCAAGUAUAGCCAGAGUACCAAGGAUAGCCUCCAUGCCAAGUAUAACACCAAAACUUGUGCUACUGUGGUAGGUGAUGACCAGUGGGGACACCUGCAGUUGGAUGCUACCUCUGUAUACCUGCUCUUCUUAGCACAGAUGACUGCCUCAGGCCUUCAUAUCAUUCACAGUCUAGAUGAAGUCAAUUUCAUACAGAACCUGGUGUUCUACAUUGAAGCUGCAUAUAAAACUGCUGAUUUCGGGAUCUGGGAACGUGGAGACAAGACCAACCAAGGGAUCUCAGAAUUGAAUGCCAGUUCAGUUGGAAUGGCAAAGGCUGCCCUAGAAGCACUGGAUGAACUGGACCUGUUUGGUGUGAAAGGUGGACCCCAAUCAGUUAUCCAUGUCCUGUCAGACGAAGUACAGCACUGCCAGUCUAUCCUUAAUUCAAUACUCCCCCGGGCUUCAACAUCCAAAGAGGUUGAUGCUAGUCUACUUUCAGUUAUUUCCUUCCCAGCCUUCGCAGUAGAGGAUAGCCAGUUGGUGGAGCUCACAAAACAGGAGAUCAUCACCAAGCUUCAGGGUCGUUAUGGUUGUUGUCGCUUUCUCCGAGAUGGAUAUAAAACUCCUAAAGAGGAUCCCAAUCGUCUAUACUAUGAACCAGCUGAGCUGAAGUUGUUUGAAAACAUUGAGUGUGAAUGGCCAUUGUUCUGGACAUACUUUAUCCUUGAUGGCAUAUUCAAUGGCAAUGCAGAACAGGUUCAAGAGUAUAGAGAGGCUCUUGAAGCUGUCCUCAUUAAAGGGAAAAAUGGAGUAUUACUGCUGCCAGAGCUGUACAGUGUUCCUCCUGACAAGGUUGAUGAAGAAUAUCAAAAUCCUCACACUGUGGACCGAGUCCCCAUGGGAAAGUUACCUCAUAUGUGGGGUCAGUCUCUGUAUAUCUUAGGAAAUUUGAUGGCAGAGGGGUUUUUAGCUCCUGGAGAAAUUGAUCCCCUGAAUCGUAGGUUUUCUACUGUACCAAAGCCAGAUGUUGUUGUUCAAGUCUCCAUUUUGGCAGAGACAGAAGAAAUCAAGUCAAUUUUGAAAGACAAGGGGAUUGAUGUGGAGACCAUUGCUGAGGUGUAUCCCAUCAAAGUACAACCAGCUCGUAUUCUCAGUCACAUUUAUUCCAGCUUAGGGUGCAACAGAAGACUGAAACUCAGUGGACGACCUUACAGACACAUGGGAGUCCUUGGAACUUCAAAACUCUAUGACAUUCGGAAAACUGUCUUUACUUUCACUCCACAGUUUAUAGAUCAACAACAGUUCUACUUGGCUUUGGACAACAAGAUGAUAGUGGAAAUGCUUAGAACAGACCUCUCUUACCUUUGUAGCCGCUGGAGAAUGACUGGCCAGCCAACCAUCACCUUUCCUAUCUCACACACCAUGCUUGAUGAAGAUGGAGCCAGCUUGAAUUCAAGUAUCCUGGCAGCUCUCCGAAAAAUGCAAGAUGGCUAUUUUGGUGGGGCAAGAAUUCAAACCGGUAAAUUGUCAGAAUUUUUGACAACAUCUUGCUGCACACAUUUGAGUUUUAUGGACCCUGGGCCUGAGGGUAAGCUGUACAAUGAAGAUUAUGAUGACAGCUAUAAUGAACUAGAAUCUGGUGAAUGGAUGAAUGGCUACGACUCAACCAGAAAUGAUGUUCACAUGUAUCUACCUACAAAGAUAUUUCAGGCAUCCAGGCCCUCAUUCAACUUGCUUGACUCACCUCAUCCCCGACGAGAGGACCAGGUUCCCUCUGUUCGUGUAGAAAUACAUCUUCCUAGAGACCAGUCUGGAGAGGUGGACUUCAAAGCACUGGUCUUACAGUUGAAUGAGACUUCAAGCUUACAGGAGCAAGCUGAUAUCCUCUAUAUGCUAUAUACUAUGAAAGGACCUGACUGGGACACCGGAUUGUAUGAUGAAGGGGGCACGACUGUCAGAGAGCUACUUACUGAACUGUAUGGCAAAGUUGGAAAAAUUCGUCACUGGGGCCUGAUCCGAUACAUUUCUGGAAUCUUAAGGAAAAAGGUGGAAGCACUUGAUGAGGCCUGUACAGACCUCCUCUCUCACCAGAAACACUUGACAGUUGGACUCCCUCCAGAACCUCGGGAAAAGACCAUUUCUGCACCUAUGCCUUAUGAAGAGCUCACUCAGCUGAUAGAUGAAGCCAGUGAAGGGGACAUGAGUAUUUCAAUCCUUACACAGGAAAUAAUGGUGUAUCUAGCCAUGUAUAUGCGAACUCAGCCUGGCCUCUUUGCUGAAAUGUUUCGACUUCGAAUUGGUCUGAUCAUACAAGUUAUGGCAACAGAACUAGCCCACUCCCUUCGAUGCUCAGCUGAGGAAGCCACAGAAGGCCUGAUGAAUCUAAGUCCGUCAGCCAUGAAGAACCUCCUGCAUCAUAUUCUCAGUGGCAAGGAGUUUGGAGUGGAACGAAGUGUUCGUCCCACUGAUUCAAAUAUCAGCCCUGCUAUAUCUAUCCAUGAGAUUGGUGCUGUUGGAGCAACCAAAACAGAAAGAACUGGGAUCAUGCAAUUAAAAAGUGAGAUAAAGCAGGUGGAAUUUCGUAGACUCUCUGUCUCAACUGAGAUUCAGUCACCUGGAACCUCUGUAACUCCAAGUAGUGGGUCCUUUCUUAAUGCAUAUGGUCAACAGAUAUCUAGAGAUAAUCGUCAAGGUCAGUGGCAACGUAGAAGAAGAUUGGAUGGAGCACUGAAUAGAGUCCCAGUUGGAUUUUAUCAAAAAGUAUGGAAAAUUUUGCAGAAGUGUCAUGGACUUUCUGUGGAAGGUUUUGUUCUUCCUUCUUCAACCACCAGAGAGAUGACUCCAGGCGAGAUUAAAUUCUCUGUUCAUGUGGAAUCUGUUCUGAAUCGUGUACCUCAGCCAGAGUACCGUCAACUCCUGGUUGAAGCCAUCCUUGUCCUUACCAUGUUGGCAGAUAUUGAAAUUCAUAGUAUCGGAAGCAUCAUUGCUGUAGAAAAAAUAGUGCAUAUUGCCAACGACUUGUUCCUUCAAGAACAGAAAACCCUUGGCGCAGAUGAUAUCAUGUUGACCAAGGACCCCGCUUCUGGCAUCUGUACUCUUCUGUACGACAGUGCACCCAGUGGCAGGUUUGGCACCAUGACCUACCUCUCCAAGGCAGCCGCCACCUACGUGCAGGAGUUCCUGCCCCACAGCAUCUGUGCCAUGCAGUGAGGCCUUCGGGCCUUAGCUUCUGGGAGCCUUUUGACAUCUGGUUCUUGCCUCAGUUGAUUGUAAAUGAAACUGAAAUGUGAUUGCUUGAUCACUCCCACUCUGAUCCCACCUCUCCCAAGAAGAACAAACUUUUCUGAGAAACUAACUGCUAUAGAAGUGAAGCCUUGCUUGAAGAUGUAUGCUCAUCCAGGCAAUUCACUGUGGGCCUUAAUUAUUUCAUGGUUCAUAAAAGUUUGCAUGUGUUUUUAUUCUCUAGAUUUAUUACCAACUUCGUUUUCCAACUCCUAUUUGGGGAGUAUCUAUUAAUAACUUAUUCCUAAAGUUGGUUUUGUUUUGUUUUUUUUUCUGGUGUGACCUCUGGUGGUUUUGGGAGGUUAUUUCAAGUAAAUAAAUUCCAAGUUGUUGGAGUUUAUGCUGCCUUAAGUUGGGAAUGUCUAUUUUAAAUGUGUUUUCCUGGGGGAAAAAAAGAGUAGCAGGGUAUGGUUUCCUUUUUUACUCACAUGUUGCCUCACACUGUGAUGGACACCUCUCUGUGUAGCAUUGUUUGGUGAAAUAGUAAAAAUGUUAAUGCAAUGUGCAUAUUUAAGGAUUUGGGUAUUAACACUUGAAAUCACAUCUUGUGAAGAUUGCUGGUACUCAUAGAUGUAGUUGCAUCCGAAAAUGCAGAAUAACCCAGAGCAAUGGAGCCCCAAGCCCAAGUCCAGAGAAUAAGAUGGAAGAAGAGAUGAUGCCUGUGUGGUGUGAUGAACCCAGGGAGCAGAGUGGGAGUCAGAGGUGGGUUAGUGCCCUAAAGACAUCCUUGUGCACACUUAAGUCUUAGCUCUGAAGAGUGGGCCAAAAGGCAACACAGAGAAUAACUGAAACCUUUGUCUUUGGCAAAGAGCAGCCCAACAGUCUAGUAUAUAGCACUUUACCGGGCACUCUUAUGUUCGCCUAGUCUGUCUCAUUCACACACUCACCUUUUCGAUAUGCAGUCCUCUCCCCUUCCCAUCCUCCUGCCUUCCCAACAGUUUUUAAACUCUUUCACGUACAUUUUCACUUCCUUAUUUACAUAUUCAUGUCUCUGUUUGUCUUGAUAUCUGUAAAACACCUGCUUUGUUUUAUAUGUCUAAGCAUACAUGGAAAUUUUUCUGAAAGUAGUCCUGGUGUCUGUACUACUUGUAGCUACAACUGAUACACCAAGUAAGUAUGCAAACAUGAGUGUUGUGUGAGACAAAGGUAUGGCCAUGUCCUCAUGCUCACACACAUGGAGCUCAGGAAGAAUCCUUCAGUUUUCUUCCUUGGUCCCGUGUUUAGGUAGCCUCUUUUGAAGAAUGUUUCUCCUAACUUUCUGUCUCAUUCAGUUCAGACUGCUGUAACAAAAUAUGGUAGACUGGGUGGCUUAAGAAACAUUUAUUUCUCACAGUUCUGGAGGCUGGCAUGUCCAGGAUCAAGUUGCCAACAGAUUCAGUGUCUCAGAGGCCCCACUUCUAAUGUGCAGGUAGACACUUUCUUGCUGUUUCCUCACAUGGCACAGAAAACUUUAGUCUCUUCCUCUUAUAAGAGUACUAAUCUCACUGUGGGGACUCCAGCCGCAUGACUGACUAUCUCCAGAAAGUCCCAACUCUAUAAAUAUCAUCACAUCGUUAGUGAAGGUUUUAAUAUAAGAAGUUUGACGGGACAUAAGCAUUCAGUCCAUAGUGCUUCCCUUCCCUUCUAUGAGUGUAAAGACUACUAAUUGCCCUAUUUGUACUCAGAUUCUAACUUUCAACUUCAGUGCUCUCCUUUCCCUCAGAUUUUUUUUCUUCAAGAAUGGGAAUGGGAAAUUCUUGAAACAAUUCUUACAGAAUCAGUGACAGUCUUAUGAGAACACAUGCAUGAGUGAGCACAGUGGGUGAUAGAAAACAGUGGAAACAAGGAGAGGGUGGCCAACCUUUUCAGUGACUUAGAGCAAAUGGAAACACAGUAAGUCAUUUUCCGACUGAUUUUUUCCUCUCAUUUACAAAGAAAAGUUACAAUCUGUUGUGAAACUCUUUUCUCUGGUUGCAAACAUACCCCAACCAUGGGGAGUAUAUCUGGAGUGACUCCAGUGAAGUACCCCAUACCUCCCCCCGCCGCCCUGAUAAGUUGCCUGAACUGAGACUGAUGGCUGCAUUUCUCUGGGUUUACUACAUUGUAUAUCACUGUCCCCCCAAAACAAUGUUAGUUUUAGAAAAAUUUUGUAUUUUGUUCAUUUUAAGCAUGUGAUACUAAAUGACAUAUUGGACUCUGUUAAAGCACUCAUGUUUUGAACAUAGAAUAGAAUAAAGACU